Molecule: messenger RNA, 609 nt
Organism: Ophidiomyces ophidiicola
Lineage: Eukaryota; Fungi; Ascomycota; Eurotiomycetes; Onygenales; Onygenaceae
Exons: 2
Coding region: 1-609 (202 amino acids)
Source: RefSeq, a predicted model, not a curated record
AUGAAGUUUCUUAUCCCUAUUGCUGUUCUCGCCAUUGGGGCCAAUGCCCUUUAUGUCAAUUCUGGCGCGCCAGAGUCGUCAGAGCGCCUGGUACUCCGUGCAGCAAACUUUUCUACCUGCCGUACCGAACUUACCGAUGGGUUCGAAUUCCCUCAUCUGAUCAUGCCGGUGAGCUCGGCGGCGCCUGACACUGUCUUUGGCCGAUCGUUCGACGGCGAGGUCUCGGACACGGUCUCAUCGCUCUUCAACUUCGACAUCCCGCCUGGAGGCAACCUCAAGGCCUGCUCGUUGAUCUUCCACUUCCCCAGCACACAGAAGCAGCCACCGCAGUACUAUACCUUCCGAGGGGAUGGUCGAGUUCGAUUUGGCAAACUAGAAGCCCCGGCUACCCUGUCUACCUCGUUCAAGAACACCCCAAGAAUGCGGGAAGAUUACGGCGUGUUUAAGCUGCAGCCGGGUCACACGUAUACCAUUGCGAAUUUUGAGUGUCCCAUGGGGGAAAAGAUUGGGUUUCAAAUGUCCAAUUCAGGCUCGACGACCCUGAAAUAUUUCCAGAAUUAUGGAGGCGCUCCGUUUGGGCUGUUCAUCACACGUUGUACUGGGCAGUAA